ACACGUUUGGGGGGCGGGUGUAAUAAAUGGCUCCAAAUAUUUCCUAAUAAUAAAUCCGAAAUGUCAGCUGGGCUGAGUUGCGCUCAAGCUGUCAGCGGCAAAAUGGUGACGGAUCGACGCAAAUCACGCACUAAAUUGCGUGUGAAAGCGCACUUCGGGACGUGUGCGUGCGCGCGUGUGUGUGUGCGUGUGUGUGGCUCCUCCCCCUUCCCGCCCUCGUCCAAUGGCUGCAGGGCGUCCUCCGGUGCGCGCUCCCGCUUGGAUAAAACGCGCGGCUAUGCGCGAACACACACGCAAAAGCACACGCACGCCUGGAGACGCUCGUGAACGCACCAUUUUUGGGAUAAUAGCACGCAGGAUCCGCGCUGGGAAAUCUCCGUUUUUCACAUAAAAAGAAUCGGACGAGCCACCCUCAUGCCCGUCGAGGCAGGCCGAACGUGCAGGGAGUAGAAGAAGAAGAAGAAGAAAAAGAAGAGGACAAAAAAGAGGGGCAGGGUGGAGGACGAGAGUGUGCUCACGUUCGGCUGGUGGAGGUGCAGGGAGCAACAUCUCAGGGAUAUGUCCGCUGGCACGGCAAGAGGUCAUGGGGGUCUUAACCAACUAGGCGGAAUGUUUGUUAAUGGCCGUCCACUUCCGGAGGUGAUCCGGCAACGCAUCGUGGACAUGGCCCACCAGGGGGUCCGGCCGUGCGACAUCUCCCGCCAGCUCCGCGUCAGUCACGGCUGCGUCAGCAAGAUCCUGGGACGGUAUUACGAGACAGGCAGCAUCAAGCCCGGCGUGAUCGGCGGCUCCAAGCCCAAAGUGGCCACGCCGAAGGUGGUGGACAAGAUCGCAGAGUACAAGAGGCAGAACCCCACCAUGUUCGCCUGGGAGAUCAGGGACAGGCUGCUCACCGAGGCGGUGUGCGACGGUGACACCGUGCCCAGCGUCAGCUCCAUCAACAGGAUCAUUCGAACCAAAGUCCAGCAGCCGUUCAAUCUCCCUCUGGAUGGAAAAGGCCUAAGCCCUGGACAAACCUUGAUUCCUAGUUCGGCCGUCACCCCGCCCGAGUCUCCGCACUCCGACUCUUUGGGCUCCACCUACUCCAUUAGCGGCCUCUUAGGAAUCCCCCAACCCAGCAGCGAGGGCAAGAGGAGCCAUGAUGACAGCGACCAGGACAGCUGUCGGCACAGUGUGGACUCUCAGGGCAGCGGUGGCGGCGCCAUUCCCAGGAAAAGCAUGCGUGUGGACCACUUCUCGCAGCACUUGGACUGCGGCUUUGAGCGUCCCCACUACCCUCCCGACUCCUUCUCCACCUCCGCCUCGGGUAGCAAGACGGAGCAGACUUUGUACCCGCUGUCGCUCAUCACUGGCAGCCUGGACGAGGCCAAGAGCAGCCUGUCAUCGUCCGGCUCCGCCAUUGGACGCAACCUGACGGCGCAUCAGAGCUACACCAUGGUGCCUGAGCCCCUCCAGUCCCUGCCGCUCUGUUUGAAGCAGGAAAUGUCACCAGAGGUUACCAGCACGAGCCCCGCCUCGCCAAACAUGGCGGCGUCCAACCUGCCAUUUGUGGAGCUGCAGAAACCGGUUUCUAUGAGUAGCAGCAGCUGCGGCGGCGGAGCUAGCACCCAUUUCUCUAAUUCCUUCAACUCAUUCUCCCAUCACGCACCUGUGUAUGGCCAGAUCGGCGGCCAGUCAAUCAUCUCAGGGCGAGACAUGGUGAGCUCCACCCUGCCGGGUUACCCGCCUCACAUCCCGUCGCCGGCCCAGUCGGGAUACUCCUCGUCUGCCAUUGCUGGCGUGGUCGCAGGCGCCGACUACCCCGCUCAGUCCUACAGCCACUCGCCCUACGCCUCCUACAGCGACGCUUGGAGGUUCACUAACUCCAGCAUACUGGGUUCACCCUACUAUUACAGCACAGCCUCCCGCAGCGGCCCCCCCUCAGCGGCUGCCUACGACCACCUCUAGUCCCCCGCUGGACGGACCUUCACGAGCCAGACUACAACCUGGAUGGAAUUUUCUGACGACUCUGCAGAUGGACCAGCAACCUCUUUUGUUGUUGUCUUUUUUUUUUUUUUUUUACCAAGUCAAUUAUUUAUUUGUCAUUGCCAACGAUCCAAGCGACGCAGGGUAACUCGGACUCGAGCACGUUUACACAUCUGCAGCCUUACGUGUCACGCGGUGCAUCUUUUUCAGUACUUAUUGCAGUUGUUCAGCCAAAGACUUGUUUUCUCGCACACCUGACUAAGGAUAUGCAACAUCUUUAUAAUGAACUAUGCUUGAUUUUUAUUUUGUUGUUGUUUUACAAUGCUUUCCUUUUAAAAUGGGGAAUAUUUUCAUUCUUGAUUUGUCUGCUUGUGAAUGAGAUGGAAAAAAAAUCCCUCUAUUUGUCUACAUGAUGUACAUAUGUAAAUGAUGACUUACCUGCGGGGCAAGCGGCAGGGCUAGUGGAUGUUGACUUGAUGACAAAAAGCAAAAACAGGCUUCCAUACACGUGCUUAGUUUGUUGCCAUGUUGGUAAGAAUUGUGACUAUUUUUUAUUCAUAUACACGGUUAUUAUUAUUGCAGAUGUACUGUAAAUAGGGAGUUUCUAAAGAAUUAUUUUUAAUUAAAGCAUGGCAAAGGUG
Messenger RNA from Phyllopteryx taeniolatus (common seadragon), 2606 nucleotides. RefSeq names its product paired box 8 (gene pax8). Lineage: Eukaryota; Metazoa; Chordata; Actinopteri; Syngnathiformes; Syngnathidae. Gene Ontology annotation, biological process: anatomical structure development; regulation of transcription by RNA polymerase II. Gene Ontology annotation, molecular function: DNA-binding transcription factor activity, RNA polymerase II-specific; RNA polymerase II cis-regulatory region sequence-specific DNA binding. Bases 559 to 1947 code for a protein of 462 amino acids. The transcript is spliced from 12 exons. The record is from RefSeq and is a predicted model, not a curated record.